Paramecium sonneborni is the source of this 1744-nucleotide messenger RNA. Lineage: Eukaryota; Ciliophora; Oligohymenophorea; Peniculida; Parameciidae. The record is from the annotation of a GenBank genome assembly.
AUGGAUAGUAAUCAGUUUUCAGAAAAUUACUAAGAAAGAUUACCUGACUUUGAAGUUCAUAUUCUUAAGAAACCAAAAAUUGAAAUUAUACAAUAAUUUUAAUAAGAAAGCAUUUAAUCAUUUGAAAUUGAAGGUAGCAAUUUCUUCUUUGUUCUUUUUUAGCUAAACAACCACCAAAAUCUAUAUCUGAUUAAACACUCCUAAAACAAUUAUAAAUUACUUAGUUUACAAAGCAUGCUUAAAAUAAAUAGCAAAAUAAAUAAUAUAAUAAAAAGACCUUAAUUAGAGAAGAUAUUGAAUAUAAUAAGAUUGAUACUCUUAAAAUUAACUUAAAUGAAUUAGGUAUAAAGGAUUCACAUAUCUAAUAACUAGAAUAGUAAAUCGAACAAUUAACAUAAUAAAUUUAAGUAUAAAUAUUAUAAUAAAUUAGUUUUUUAAAACUUCAUCAUUUAAAUAUGAAACUGCAAUCAAAGCCUUCGUAAUUGAAUUAGAUUAGUGUUAAAGGAAUGAUAGGAAUUUGACAAUUGAAAAUAAUAAAAAAAAAUUAGGAUAAUAUUAAUACUUAAGAGAAAAUAAAAUAAUUAAAUAAGUUUGGGUAGAUGGUAAAGAAACUAUUGAUCUCAAAUAAAAAAUACAAGAUAUUGAAUAAUAAUUGGUAGAAUAUGAAGAUUAAACUAAGUAUUUGAAAAUUGAAACAUAAAUUGAAUCAUUAAAUUAUUUGUUUCUUUAAAGAGAAAAGAAAUGCUUAUAGAAAUAAUUAAAUAUUUUAGAGAAUAAAAAAUUGUUAUUUCUCAAAGAAUUAAAAUUAGAAUAUGAUGAAUUACAUGCAAAAUUUAAAAGUGUAGAUUAAUAUCCUGUAAUAGGAGAGAGAUAUAUUUUAUUAUCACUUCUUGGUAAAGGUGGUUUUAGUGAAGUUUACAAGGUAUAAAAUCUAUUGUUAUAUUAUAGGGUUAUGAUUUAAAAGAGAUGAAACAUGUAGCUUGUAAAAUACACUAAUUAAAUUAAAAUUGGACUAUUAAUUCUAAAUCAUAUUAUGUUAAUUUAGUAACAAAAGAGUUCAAGGUACAUAAAGAAUUAUAGCAUCCAAAUAUAUUAAAAUUAUAUGAUUCUGUUGAGAUUGAUUCUAAUACCUUUUGCACAAUAUUAGAAUAUUGUAAUGGUUCAGAUUUAUCUUAUUUCAUGAGGAAAUAUAGUAGUAUAUAAGAGAGAGAAGCAAAAUUAAUAAUUUAACAGUUACUUGAAGCAGUAAAGUAUAUUCAUAUGAAUAAAAUUAUUCAUUAUGAUAUAAAGCCUUAAAAUAUCCUAUUUAAUUAGAAUGAAGUAAAACUGUGUGAUUUUGGAUUAUGCAAAGAAUUAGAAUAAGAAAAUUCUUAAUUGGAAUAUUCUACUUAAGCAGUUGGGACUUAUUGGUAUUUGCCACCAGAAUGUUUUCUAUAAGAAAAUAAAAGUCGUUUAAUAAUAUCGAAUAAGGUUGAUAUUUGGUCAAUUGGUGUAAUCUUUUUUGAAAUGUUAUAUGGGAUGAAACCAUUUGGAAAUGGUGAAAGUUAAGAAACAAUAUUAAAAUAAAAAGUAAAUAUAUAAUAAGAAAUAUUAGAUUAUUUUAAAAUCUGAAAGUGUAACAUUUCCAAAGAAACCUGCUUUGUCAAAUGAAUGCAUAGAGUUUAUAAAAGGAUGCUUAAGUUAUAAUUAAAAUGAUAGAUUUGACAUUCAUUAAGCAUAAAAUCAUCCUUAUAUGAGAAAAUGA